AUGCGUCAUAUCAGGAAGAUUACUAGAGAACAGCUCAAUAUGAUACGCUCGUUUUCGACUACACAUGAAGCGUUGCUGUCAGGAAGGAAUAAAUUAGCUGAGGCCGAUCUGGAAAAAUUGCGAUCGGUGAGUAAAUUGGUGCAUUUCGUGGAAACACCAGUGCUGUUCUUCCAGAAAUGGCGAAGAAACAUUGCUGAUGUUCGGCAGGUGCGUGCAACAGUAGAACUGGAUCCUCGGAAGGCAAAAAUCCCUACAGGACCAUCAGCAUUACCACCGGGAACUCGUCAACGGGCCAACACGCUUAGUGUACCCCCAUCGGCACCAGCACCAUUCCGAAUCAGAUCCGAUAUAGACGACAAUGAUCCUUGUCAGGCGAAAAUCCUGUAUGUCCUGAUGGGGGAUUAUGUUAAUUACCUCUCUUCGUUGGGAUUGCAGCUGUAG
Molecule: messenger RNA, 441 nt
Organism: Cooperia oncophora
Lineage: Eukaryota; Metazoa; Nematoda; Chromadorea; Rhabditida; Trichostrongylidae
Source: the annotation of a GenBank genome assembly